Auxenochlorella protothecoides is the source of this 3171-nucleotide messenger RNA. Its product is annotated as Hephaestin. The coding region runs from base 1 to 3171 and encodes 1056 amino acids. The record is from RefSeq and is a predicted model, not a curated record. NCBI's taxonomy places the organism in Eukaryota, Viridiplantae, Chlorophyta, Trebouxiophyceae, Chlorellales, Chlorellaceae. Gene Ontology annotation, molecular function: copper ion binding; oxidoreductase activity. The transcript is spliced from 5 exons.
AUGGCACGCCUGGUGCGCGCCCUGGUGCUCAGCACCCUGCUUUCACUGGCGGCAGCUGCAAACCCGGCUCCCUACUACAUCUCGGCCGAGGUCGUCCUCUUUGACUCAGGCAGCUCCGACAUCUGUGGCACAUCGCACGGCGCCUCGGAGACCUUCACCACGGCGGCCGUGGGCAGCUCGUAUUACAUGGGCCUGUACAAGGGCUAUACUGACGAGACCUUCACGGAGGAGCUGCAGAGGCCGGCAGCUGAGGCUCACUUGGGCAUGCUGGGCCCCAUCAUCAGCGCGCGCGUGGGAGACAAUGUCACCAUCGUGUUCCGGAACACCCUGGACUUCGACGUCAACCUCGUUCCCACCGGCUUCACGCCCAUCGUCGGGGACGAUUCCGACUUCCUGGACCCCGUACCGUCCAACACCACCGUCACCCUCACCUUCACCAUCCCCCAAGAAGCUGGUCCCACCGCCUACGAGCCGGACACAAAGCUCUGGCUGUACAAGUCCAUGGUCGAUCCCACCGCCCACUCCUCCCUGGGCCUGAUCGGACCCAUCCUGAUCGCCAACGCCUCCACCAGCGCGACCGACACCACGCGGCCCCCCGGCCGGGACAUCAUCACCGUCACCCAGAUCAUCUACGAGUUCAACUCCCCGCUGUACGAGAUGAACAUGCGGGGCCGGACGGCGGAGUCCUUUGGGCUGAGCCCCACCGAGCUGCUGGAGACCCAGACCCACCACUCCAUCAACGGCCUGCUGUACUGCGCGGUGAAGAACGUGAGCAUGGUGCAGGGCGAGACGGUGCGCUGGCACGCGGCGGCCAUCGGCUCCGACCUGGACCUGCACAACGUGCACUGGCACGGCAACACCAUCACGGUGCACGGCCAGCGCGCCGACAUCAUCAAGAUGAUCCCCGGCUCCACCUACUCCCUGGCCAUGGAGGCGCGCUCCCCCGGCACCUGGAUGUUCCACUGCCACAUCAAUGACCACUUCAACGGCGGCAUGAUCGUGCUGUACGAGGUGGCGCCCAACGCGACGACCCAGGCGCUGCUGACCGCGCAGCUGGACGGGGCGACGCGCGACUACUACGUGCAGGCGGAGCAGGACAUCUGGGACUACGCGCCGCACGGCGCCUACAUGUGCGGCGGGUCGGCGGAGAAUUUCACCGCCGACCAGCUGACGUACGUGGGCAACUUCAGCGACCGCAUCGGGAGCCGGUACGUCAAGGGCCUGUACCGCCUGUACACCGACGACACCUACACGCAGCGCGUGCCGCGCGCCGCGGCCGACGAGUACCUGGGCCUGCUGGGGCCCAUCAUGAAGGCGGAGGUGGGGGACAUCCUGCGCGUGCACUUCAAGAACACGCUGCCCUUCCCGGUGUCCAUGCACCCGCACGGCGUCUGGUACGACAAGUCCAACGAGGGGACGCCCUACAACGACGGGACGAGCGCCGAGGAGAAGCGGGACGACGCGGUGGAGACCGGCCAGACCUUCACAUACACCUGGAACGUGCCCGACAUCGCGGGCCCCGGCCCCGCCGACCUCUCCACCAAGGCCUGGCUCUACCACUCGCACACCGUGGAGGACGCCGACACCUACGCGGGCCUGGUGGGCGCGCUGAUCAUCGGCGAGCGCGGCGCCUUUGGCCCCGACAUGGUCCCGCUGGACGUGGACGCGGAGGUGGUGCUCUACUUCAGCGUCAUGAACGAGCAGGGCAGCCUGUUCCUGGACGCCAACAUGCAGCUGUUCCUGGCCGACGCCGACUGGACCGUGCUGCUGAACGACACCCAGGUGACGGAGCAGGCGGAGGGCGGCGAGUCCUCCCCCGCCGGCGCGUUUGCCGAGUCCAACCUCAUGCACUCCAUCAACGGCUUCAUGUACUGCAACGGCCCGCACAUCCCCAUCGCGCGCGACGGCGUCACCCGCGUCCACAUCAUCUCCAUCGGCACCGAGCCCGACGUGCACGCGCCCAACUUCCAGCGCCAGAACCUGCUGGCCGACGGCCGAGCCGCGCCCUCCGUCACCGCCAUGCCCGGCACCAUGCAGUCCCUGGACGUGGUCGCGCACGGCUCCGGCUCCAGCCUGCUCACCUGCCGCACCGUGGACCACAUCAACGCCGGCAUGAUGGCGCUGUACGACGUGGUGGGGGACGUCGCCGACCCCCCCGCCGCCGAGGCCGCCAAGACCUACUACGUCCAGGCCGAGACCCUGGUUUGGAACUACGUGCCCCUGGGCCUCGACGGCUGCACGGGCGAGGCGUUCGACGAGAACGCCAAGCAGUACGUGGCGCACACCAACGUGUCCAUCGGGCCCGAGGCCAUCAAGGCCGUCUACCGCCAGUACACGGGACCGGACUUUGCCACGCGCGUGGCAGCCCCCGCGACCGCCGGCCUGCUGGGGCCCACGCUGUUCGCAGAGGUGGGCCAGACCUUUGCCGUCGUCUUCCGCAACGCCCUGGACAUGGAUGUCAACCUGGCCUUCGACGCCGGCCUGAUCCCGCUGUCCAACGCCAGCGACCCCGCCUCCACCCCCGUCGCGCCCAAUGCCACCCACCUUUACACCUUCCUCGUGCCUUCCACUGCCGGCCCCCAGACCAACGACCUGAGUACCGUGGCCUUUGCCUACUCCUCCGGCGUGGACAUCGCGACGCACCAAUACGCGGGCCUGGUGGGCACGCUGGUCAUCGGCCGCGCCGGCGCCUUUGGCGGCGACCUGUCCACCGACCCCGCCCCGGUCCCCGUGGGCGUGGACCACCUGUACCCACUCCUGUUCCUGACCGGGGACGAGAGCGUGAGCCCCUACGUGGUGGCCAAUCUCCAGCGCACCGCCCUGGACCCCAUCGGCGCGCAGAACGACACCAACUUCGCAACCAGCGUCGUGCGCUCCGCCAUCAACGGCUUCCUCUUCUGCAACCAGCCCGACCUCACCGCGGCGGUGGGCAGCCGCGUGCGCUUCGUCCUGAUCGGCAUGGGCACCGAGACCGACCUGCACGCGCCGGCCUUCACCGCGCAGCAGCUGCUGGCGGCCAACACCCACACCCACUCCGUGGAGCUGCUGCCCUCCAUCGUGCAGACCGUGGACGUCAUUGCCACCGCCGCCGGGCGCUGGCCGCUGUACACCGAGACCCAUGUGCACUACGACGAGGGCAUGCGAUCCUGGUUCAAUGUGUCGUCCGCCUGA